CACACAUACACACACACACACACACACACACACACACACAGGGGGGUAACAUGGCAUCAGACCCGCCCGUCUUGACAGAGCAGCAGGAGCUGCAGAGGAGAGCCAAUCAGGUCACAGAUGAGUCUCUGGAAAGCACGAGGCGGAUGAUGCAGCUGGUGGAGGAGAGUAAAGACGCCGGGAUCAGAGCUUUGGUGAUGCUCGAUGAACAAGGAGAGCAGCUGGAGCGUGUCGAGGAAGGCAUGGACGCCGUCAACAGGGACAUGAGGGAGGCGGAGAAGAACCUGACGGACAUGGCCGCUUGCUGUGGUCUGUGCUUCUGGCCAAUCAGGAAACUCAAGGCCUUCGAGGAGAGCGGGGCCUACAAGGCGGUGUGGGGCGGAGCCUCCGGUCAGGACGGCGUCGUGUCCAAUCAGCCGCCGUCGUCGCGCGUCGUCGACGAGCGGGAGCAGAUGAUCAUGAGCGGAGGAUACAUACGGAGGGUGACCGACGACGCCCGCGAGGACGAGAUGGAGGAGAACCUGGCUCACGUCGGGAGCAUCGUGGGGAACCUGAAGAGCAUGGCCCUGGACAUGGGCAACGAGAUCAACUCGCAGAACGACCAGAUCGACCGCAUCGAGGGCAAGGCCAUCCUCAACGUGUCCCGCAUCGACGCCGCCAACCAGAAAGCGAAUAACCUCAUGAAACGAUAGUUCACUCUGUUCCCAUGAACUCAUAAACCUCUUCUUUUUUUAAAAAGUUGAUGAAGAAGAAAACAAAUCCUGUAACGCUACAGUUCAUAUCGCCCACGGAGUGUCAGGGGCCACAUUGAGGGAACAAAAUAAAAGUGCGACUUGGAGAAUAAAGUCGUAAUAUUACAAUAAUAAAGUCGUGAUUUUACCAGAACAUUUGUCAUUUUAUUUAAUAUUACAUUACGGAAAAUAAACAGCGUCCCAGGAAACAGGUGUGAGCCCUGACUACAUUCCUCUGGUGUGGUGUCAAACUGACAACAGGAACGUUGAUGUCAAGUUAUCAAUGUUACACCUUUAUUAAACACUUUUGCUCGUUGAUCCAGACUGCAGUUACAGAGUCACAAAGUUUUACCAGGUUCCUCAUUUUAACGCAUGGGACUGAUCUUCUGACAACACGCCACUAAAACCACAGAGAGACCAAAUAUACGACUUUAUUAUGGUAUAAUGACCUUUUUUCUUGUAAUAGUACGACUUUAUACUCUUAAUACUAUGACUUUAGUCACAGAAAUGUACGACUUUAUUCUCGGGAAAAUUACAAGAAUGAAAUCGUAAAUUUGCGAAAAAUGAAAUUAGCCUUAUUCUCAUAAUGUUAUUACUAUCCACACAAAUUAAUGACUUUAUUCUCGUAAAUUUACAACUUUUUUCUUGCAAUAUUAUGACUUUUUCUUCUUGUAAUAUUACGACUUUAUUCACAGAAAUUUACAACCUUAUUCUCGUAAAAUUAUGACUUUUCUU
This is a messenger RNA of Scophthalmus maximus (turbot), 1463 nucleotides long. Its product is annotated as SNARE_SNAP25N and SNARE_SNAP23C domain-containing protein. The record is from RefSeq and is a predicted model, not a curated record. Gene Ontology annotation, cellular component: SNARE complex; plasma membrane. Bases 51 to 689 code for a protein of 212 amino acids. The transcript is spliced from 7 exons. NCBI's taxonomy places the organism in Eukaryota, Metazoa, Chordata, Actinopteri, Pleuronectiformes, Scophthalmidae. Gene Ontology annotation, molecular function: voltage-gated potassium channel activity; SNAP receptor activity; syntaxin-1 binding. Gene Ontology annotation, biological process: exocytosis; synaptic vesicle priming; synaptic vesicle fusion to presynaptic active zone membrane.